CACCCUUCCACCAGUGUUACACAAUUCAGAUUUGUGUUCAUAAAGGUGAAGAUAAGAUGAUUAAAUUUCAGUGACUAAUUAUCUGGCUGAAGAGAGAAAAAACAUAUACAGAUAUGUAUAGAGAGAUAUAGAGAUAGAGAUAGAGAGAGAGAGAGAGUAAGGCAAAGGACAGGUUUUUUUGUUUGUUUGGUGUUGAGUUCGUCUUCUCUCUGUCCUCUCUUUUUCCUCAUUCCUCUCGAGGUCAUUACAACUUCCAACGAUUAGAGAGAGGAGAGAGAUAAACAACAAACUUUAAUUUCAAAAAUCCUCUGAGAAUCUCUGCUUCGGUUAAACGUUUUUGAGGAUCUCACCGGAAGGAAGAAAGCUAGGGUUUUUGAAGGAUGUUAUGCGCGAAUUGUAGCUGGAUAUUUGUUCAGUAAUUGAAGCGAGAGAGGGCUGAACGAAAAAAUGGAUUUAGAUUCGUCUAUGGUACCAGAGGAGAAUGAUCAAGAUCCUGCGUCUCUGAAUCAUCCAAUGGAUAAGGAGGUUUCCUCAGAAUCGCCGGAGGAGGAUACCGGAUCCGAAUCGGCGCCUUUGACUCCUACAGCGGCGAAUCCUCCUCCUCCGACAGCUCAACAACAAUCGCCGGUGGUUGGUCCGAGGUGUGCGCCGACGUAUUCGGUGGUGAAUGCUAUAUUGGAGAAGAAAGAAGACGGGCCUGGACCUAGAUGUGGUCACACUUUGACGGCGGUUCCUGCCGUUGGUGAUGAGGGGACGUCUUGUUACAUUGGCCCUCGUCUCAUCUUGUUCGGUGGCGCAACGGCUCUUGAGGGCAAUUCAGGAGGAACAGGAACUCCAACUUCAGCUGGAAGUGCCGGCAUUCGGCUUGCUGGUGCGACCGCUGAUGUGCAUUGUUAUGAUGUCCUUACUAAUAAAUGGUCGAGGCUUACACCAUAUGGAGACCCACCUAGCCCAAGAGCUGCGCAUGUUGCUACUGCUGUUGGGACCAUGGUAGUUAUUCAGGGUGGAAUAGGUCCUGCUGGUUUGUCAGCUGAGGAUCUUCACGUUCUUGAUCUUACUCAACAAAGGCCACGAUGGCACAGGGUUGUUGUUCAGGGUCCUGGACCGGGACCGCGUUAUGGACAUGUCAUGGCAUUGGUAGGACAGAGGUAUCUCAUGGCAAUUGGUGGAAAUGAUGGAAAACGUCCAUUAGCUGAUGUAUGGGCUUUGGACACUGCUGCAAAACCUUAUGAAUGGCGUAAGCUGGAACCGGAAGGGGACGGUCCACCUCCAUGCAUGUAUGCAACUGCAAGCGCGCGGUCUGAUGGCCUUCUUCUUCUCUGUGGUGGAAGAGAUGCGAAUAGCGUGCCCCUAGCAAGUGCAUAUGGACUUGCCAAGCACAGAGAUGGACGUUGGGAAUGGGCCAUAGCCCCUGGUGUCUCACCUUCUGCCAGAUACCAGCAUGCAGCAGUCUUUGUAAAUGCAAGACUACAUGUCUCUGGUGGGGCACUCGGUGGUGGACGCAUGGUAGAAGACUCAUCCAGUGUUGCAGUGUUGGAUACUGCAGCAGGUGUUUGGUGUGAUACAAAAUCGGUUGUUACUAGUCCAAGAACCGGUAGAUAUAGCGCUGAUGCAGCUGGUGGCGAUGCUUCUGUUGAACUGACAAGACGUUGCAGGCAUGCUGCUGCUGCAGUGGGUGACUUGAUAUUUAUCUAUGGUGGUUUGCGAGGAGGAGUGUUACUUGAUGACCUAUUGGUUGCUGAAGAUCUUGCCGCUGCGGAAACAACAUCUGCUGCCUCUCAUGCUGCUGCUGCAGCAGCAGCUACGAACUCACAACCUAGCCGUUCACCUGGAAGAUACGGAUUUUCCGAUGAAAGGACAGGGGAGCUACCGGAAUCAGCUCCUGACUCUGUUGUGUUGGGAAGCCCCGUUGCGCCGCCUGUAAAUGGGGAUAUGUAUACUGAUAUAAGCACGGAAAACGCAAUGCUUCCAGGAACUCGGAGAACAAGCAAGGGUGUGGAGUAUCUCGUCGAAGCAUCUGCUGCAGAAGCCGAGGCUAUCAGUGCAACAUUAGCUGCUGCGAAGGCACGACAGGUCAACGGUGAAGUUGAACUUCCAGAUAGAGACCGUGGUGCCGAGGCCACACCCAGUGGAAAACAAUCUCCAUCCUCGUUGAUUAAGCCUGAGUCCGCGGUACCAAACAGUGUUAUUCCUGCAGGGGUUCGACUACAUCAUAGAGCUGUGGUGGUUGCUGCAGAAACAGGCGGAGCCUUAGGUGGAAUGGUUAGACAGUUAUCGAUUGAUCAAUUUGAAAAUGAGGGACGCCGUGUUAGUUACGGCACACCCGAAAGUGCAACAGCCGCGAGGAAAUUAUUAGAUCGGCAGCAGUCGAUCAAUAGUGUUCCGAAAAAGGUUGUAGCUCAUCUUUUGAAACCUCGGGGGUGGAAGCCACCAGUUCGACGCCAGUUUUUCUUGGAUUGCAAUGAAAUAGCUGAUCUUUGCGACAGUGCAGAACGUAUCUUCUCAAGCGAACCUACAGUGUUACAACUUAAAGCUCCUAUUAAGAUAUUUGGUGAUUUGCAUGGUCAGUUUGGGGACCUCAUGCGCCUUUUCGAUGAAUAUGGGUCACCAUCAACAGCUGGAGACAUAUCAUACAUUGAUUACCUCUUCUUGGGGGAUUAUGUUGAUCGAGGUCAACACAGUCUAGAAACAAUUACACUUCUGCUUGCGUUAAAGGUUGAAUACCAACAUAACGUACAUCUAAUCCGUGGAAACCAUGAAGCCGCGGAUAUUAAUGCGCUUUUUGGUUUCCGGAUAGAAUGUAUUGAGAGAAUGGGUGAACGUGAUGGGAUAUGGGUGUGGCACAGAAUUAACCGGUUAUUCAAUUGGUUACCUCUUGCUGCAUUGAUUGAGAAGAAGAUUAUCUGUAUGCAUGGAGGAAUUGGUCGGUCGAUAAACCAUGUGGAGCAGAUUGAAAACAUUCAACGGCCAAUAACUAUGGAAGCUGGCUCAAUUGUGCUUAUGGAUUUGCUAUGGUCGGAUCCAACUGAAAAUGACAGUGUAGAAGGUUUAAGGCCUAAUGCUAGAGGUCCUGGAUUGGUUACUUUUGGGCCUGAUCGUGUCAUGGAGUUUUGUAACAACAAUGAUCUUCAAUUGAUUGUACGUGCGCAUGAAUGUGUGAUGGAUGGAUUCGAGCGUUUCGCGCAAGGGCAUUUGAUAACGCUCUUUUCUGCAACAAAUUAUUGUGGCACUGCAAACAAUGCUGGAGCUAUUUUGGUGUUGGGGAGAGAUCUUGUGGUGGUUCCUAAGCUUAUCCAUCCGUUGCCUCCAGCAAUUACAUCACCUGAAACUUCACCAGAAAGACAUAUAGAGGACACAUGGAUGCAGGAGUUAAAUGCAAAUAGACCACCAACACCAACAAGAGGACGCCCACAAACUCCAAAUGACCGUGGGUCUCUUGCGUGGAUAUAAACAAAACCCCCAAAGAGAAAUUCGUGAGAGGUGAUGACAUGCUUCUCCCUAUAGCUGCCUCUUGAUGAUGAUCAUCACAUGUUGUGUACAGACCAAACCUAAACCGAUCUUGAAUCCUCAUAGAUCACACUGAGAAUAAUCGAUGAGGGUUUUUAAGAAUUUCAGAGAUGACGUAAAGGGUGAAGAAGUCAGGUGGGAUAGUUUUGGAGAUGGUGAAUAGUGAGGGAGAGAUUAUUUGUUGGGUAAAAGGGUAUUGCUUAUUUUUUGUUUUGUUUGUCUUCUAUCUAUUUAACUUUUUCUUAGUAUUGAUUUAUAUGUGGUAUUGGGACACAAACAUAAAUGACUAGAAAAAGGGGGGAAUGGUGGGGAUCUUAUAGGUUGUAUUAGUUUUGGGGUGGUUUUGUGUAUCAUAGAGAGGUGUGUGAGCAUUGUGUAAUUUCUUUAUUCGUACUGUCAGUUUGUGUUAAUGAUUCCCAAAAUUUUCUCCCAUUUUCUUGCAUUUUUAAUAGCGC
Messenger RNA from Thlaspi arvense, 3962 nucleotides. NCBI's taxonomy places the organism in Eukaryota, Viridiplantae, Streptophyta, Magnoliopsida, Brassicales, Brassicaceae. The record is from the annotation of a GenBank genome assembly.